CAAACUUGCCACAUCAUGCGGGGUCCCGCAUGAAUCCCUCGGCCGCGAAACACGUACUCAAAACUUUUCCAGCACUAUGUGUAACCCCAGUUCGACACCUUUGUCUUCUUCCACGCCGAUUACGAUUGGGUGCAUAAACUUCCCCUCAAAUCCAGACCCAGAGUCUGACAGCUAUAUCUCGAAGAUCAUAUACUUCUUCGUGCGGUCCGACCGAUGGCACCCUCCUGUGCCUUACGAUACCCGAAACUUAAACCUUUGUUCUCUGGCAAUCGUCCAGGGUGUUCCCUGGAUGCUCUGCAUGUUUAGUUGCGACACCACCAAAAAGUCUCCGCAGCAAGAGCAUAUCACCGCCUUUCCACUUUUUAACUUGAACGGUCAAAUACGAAUCCUAAGAUAUUUCAAUGGCUGUAAUAAGACCCGAACAGAAGGAACAAUAAGAGGAAAUACAGGAAGUGCCUUCCGCUUCAAAGAUAGGUCAUCCUUAUCGCUCGCACUAACAUCUCUCCGCAUCUGCGUUUCAUCAUCGACAAUGCUGGGGGCAUGAUUUGAGUUCUUUGAUAGCAUCUCCAGCCGCCCACCAAGGCCUCCAAGAUCCUCUUCAAUGCAUGCGUCGCAAACCAUUGGUCGGUGCGAAUAUUCUGCAAUAUUUCAACCACAUAUACAUUCUUCAAUCCAGGUCUCCAUUCAACUCGACAUCACAGCAUUCUUCUCGACCAGAUAGCAACACCUUCGGCCCAAUCCUAGGUCUCACUUUCUUCCGCACGUAUCGUAGAGUUGCACGAGCCGAACAGCCGCCACCAGACACGCCACCGGCUGUUUACGAUUCAGGGAUUUGACCGAAUUGUCGUGAGCUCCAAUUCGCAUCUAUGGUUGAUGGGGUCCCGUCGCUUGGGAUUGGGCUCACUCUCAAAC
Messenger RNA from Lindgomyces ingoldianus, 912 nucleotides. RefSeq lists its product as uncharacterized. The record is from RefSeq and is a predicted model, not a curated record. The transcript has 3 exons. NCBI's taxonomy places the organism in Eukaryota, Fungi, Ascomycota, Dothideomycetes, Pleosporales, Lindgomycetaceae. The coding region runs from base 77 to 544 and encodes 155 amino acids.